CCCGCCGCCGGGAGCGCCGCUCUCCCACUCCUCUCCGCAGCGUUCUCCCGGCGGCGGCCUCGCCGAGCGCGGGCCGCCGCCCUCCCCUCGGCGCCGGGGCCCGCCGCAGCUGUGCGGCCCGGGGGAGGCGCUCCGGACCCGCCUCCCCGCGGCCUUGGCUCCCCGCGGCCCCGCCGUGCCGCCCGCCCGCCGCGGUGUGGGGGGCUGGGCUGCGCUGUGUUCACGAAGCACUGCGGCCCCCCGGAGCGGCGGCCGGCCGAAAGGCCGUGGGUGCCGGCAGGUGGCGGCGCAGGCCCGCGGUGCGGCCGGGCGGGGCCGGGGCUGCGCUCCGUGCAUCGGGCACGGGAGGCGGCGCCGAGGAGCGGCGGUGGGGCGGGCGCGUGUCCGGGACAUGUGCCCGGGAGCCGCUGUGCCGGGGCGUAUGGGCUGCGGGGAGCUCGGGGCUGUUGGAAUGGAGUCCUGCUGCUGCGAGUGGCAAAGCCUUGCAACAGCUGUGCUGGGGAACAGCGACCGUCAGCAGCUGCUGCUUCACCGCCACACGUGCAUCAAACACCGUGUCAGGGCCGAAGUCAGGGGCGUUGCGUACAUGCUGCUGUAUUUCAGAAAUGUGACAAGUGCGUGUGGUAAUACGCACUGCUAUAUUAAUUUUUUCCCUAUACAUGAAUGAUGCAGUCAAAUAUUUUUUUUUCCUUUAUACAUUCUCCUUUAAGUUCAGCCUCGGGAUUCAGACGUGCUUGUCUUGCUGACUGGCUGCAGUCUGUUUCCAGCUUCUGAAAUUACUUUGGUUCUGCCUUGCUCUGGUUUUAUUUUUGUAAUAUUUCUAUUUAUUUUUGGUAAGAUCUUACUAACAGAAACACAUUGGCAAGAUCUUAUUGAUAGAAAUGCAUUCAUUUCCUUGCAUAUUGAUGCAUUUGACACCUGAGUACAACUGAAAUGAAAGGUGACUUGUUUUUAAUCACUCAAGACUAAUUACCUAAUUUGAUUUCUUCCUCUCCCUCUCUCUGUUACUUUUGUGUUUUGUUGAAACUACCUCGCAGAAAACACCACCACAGCUGGCACUAAUUACAAGCUCAGUGAAGGAGGCAAGAUUUAAAACUACAUGGAAUUUGAACCACCCUGUUUCCUGCCCUCCAAGACUGGGGCAGGAGUACUCUGUUGAAGUCACAGCCCCAUCUAGCAUGCAGAAGAAAUGAAUGGUGUGAGCAGCUGUAGUAGGAGAGUUCUGGGCUAUGUGAUUAUCUGCCUCUCUCACCCGACUAGGAUCGGACCACAUGGAACUCUGGUGAUUAGACUGUUGCUCACGCUUGUCGUCAUGCUGGCAGAAGGCAUCUUAACCAGCCUCAUCUAUAAAGAAAGCUGUCAUCAAGAUAAACCUCGCAGAUCUCAUGCAUCCAGAAAGGUUGAAGAGGGAAUUUGGAGACAGAAACUUGUAGAUAAACCAAAAAUUAAAGGCUUUGCUGAUGGAUGUGAGAAGCAGAGUGAGAUCUCUGCUAGGGGUAGCAAAAUGGAACACAGGGGUGGUCCUCAGCGGAGAUCCAUACAAGAGGCACCUCCAAAAGAUCAGAAAACACUUGUUAAAGGAACUGUAUCGCCAGCUUUACAUAUCCCCAAAAGAGAGCAAAAUACUGAGCAGAUGGACUUGUACAGAUCCUGGUCAUGCAACAGUAUUUAUCAAAACUAUCCUGACUUACAUAUUGGGGGAGACCGUGUGGGGGGCCAUACGUGUGAUUCAGGUUGUGUUUUGGACCAUGUGUGUGAUGAACUUCCCGAUGGCCCUGUUCUGCUGUCCAUAGAUAUUCCUCUGGGGCCGUCCCCUCUGUGUGAGCAUCCCGAAAGGCCCAAUAUAAAAUCUCUGUGUGGAGAUGAAGCUGGAGAUAGGAGUAUCAUUCUCUGUGAGGAGCCUCUUUCAAACUCCGUGCUCAACAAGUACAUGGAAACAAAAGUGGCAGAGCUCUAUAAACAGUUUUUUGAAGAGAACUUGACCAGGUGUGGUUCUGUAACAAACCUCCUCACUUCCAGUUUGAUACGGAAUAACGUGUAUCAGUUAAGCUUUCAGAUAUCACAGGAGCAGAGUAUAGAGACGUCAAAAGCCAGAGAAGUGCUCUUGCACUCUUUAGCUUUGUUUAGUUUGCACACUACCCAUAGAAAUAGCUCUGAAUUUAGUACUCCAAGCUUACAGAUCUCAAACCCAGCAUGCAUGAAAAAGAGUGGCAGGAUGCAGUUUACAUCGUGACUGAUGUACUUAGCUGAAGAGAUGAAUGUGGUUAGGAAUGAAUAUUUCACUCUAAGGAUUAGGUUGGGGAAUGAAAACAUUUACACACUACAGACUUUUUCAAAUAAAUAUAUUAAGGCUUAAACCAUGCUUUGUUAGCAAAGGAAGUACAGGUCUCUUCUUCUAAUAAAGAAUUUGAAAUUAAUUUAUCUCAAAAAUGCUAGUCAGCCAUAUUUUUAUGUCCUUCUCCUAGGACCCUUGGCUUACUAAUUGUAGUCAUGUAUCAUCGGAUUUAUUUCUGCAAGACAAAUCAAUCAAGACGUGCUGGUAAAACUUUGCUCUGUGAGACUGAGCCAGCCAGUGAGAGUCACGUUGUCUAUUUUGGACUUUGGGCUAUAGAGUUGAAGGCCAAGUUUUGGAUAUUCGGGUUCAGAUUUUGUUCCUUGAAAAGCUUGAUCACAGUGGCUGAAAAAAUGUUUCUUUGGUUUGAAAAUCUUGUCAGCAGAUGGAGGUGUUCAGGACUCUGGAUUAUUAUGUAUAUAUUAUCACACACAGGAAAUAUAUCAACGUGGCACAUGAGUGCAGAUGCCGAUACUGUUGCAUAGGUAUGUUUGUACUGCAUAGGUGGAGUAUGCUACCAUGAAAAUCAAGGUGAAAUUGUUGAUCAACAUUGUGAAAGUACUUAAUUUUCUGUAAUAAAUGUUUUUCUUUUAAAUAAAUCCUGACCUUUUCAAUGAAA
Molecule: messenger RNA, 2951 nt
Organism: Falco peregrinus (peregrine falcon)
Lineage: Eukaryota; Metazoa; Chordata; Aves; Falconiformes; Falconidae
Product: TLR adapter interacting with SLC15A4 on the lysosome-like
Exons: 3
Coding region: 1190-2233 (347 amino acids)
Biological process (GO): regulation of toll-like receptor signaling pathway
Source: RefSeq, a predicted model, not a curated record